ACUUUCACAUGAUUCUAAGGGAGCCAGCUGAUCAGUAAACAGGAGCCUUGUGGUUUCACAGAACAGAGGCAGGAUUCCUUAAAACCAAGGCUUUAUCUCAUUCCUAAAACUAUGCAAAACAUCUGAUCUCUCUACCAGGCACCUACAUCACCUGCCUUCCUGCCGCACGUUCCUGCCUACUGUCCUUGUCCAGAUCAUCAUGCCUCGGGGUCAGAAGAGCAAGCUCCGUGCCCGAGAGAAACGCCGUCAGGCCCGAGAAGAGACCCAGGGUGUCAAGGGUGCUCAGGCCACUGUAGCAGCUGAAGAGGAGCCCACCUCUUCCUCCUCUGAUUGUUGCAAAGAUCCGACUCAGAGCUCAUCUGCUGCUGAGACACCCAGCACUCCCCAGGGGCCUCCAAGUGCCCUACCUCCCACCACUUCUGAAGCUGCUGUUUCAUGCACAAGAGCUAAUGAAGGUGCCAACUACCAAGGGAAUGAAAGUCCAAGCUCAGCGCAGGCCGAGCCCACCACUGAGCACUCGCAGGAAGGCCUAGAUAAGAAAGUGGUUAUAUUGGUACAUUACCUGCUGUACAAGUAUCAAGUGAGAGAGCCCGUUACCAAGGCUGACAUGCUGAGAAAUAUAAUGCAAAUAUACAAGAACCAAUUCCCUGAGAUCCUCAGGAGAGCCUCUGAGCACCUGGAAUUGGUCUUUGGCCUUGACCUGAAGGAAGUGGAUCCCAUCCGACACACCUACGUCCUCGUCAACAAGCUGGAUUCUAGCUCCAGUGGGAGGAUAAGUGAUGACGUUGGUGUGCCCACGACUGGCCUCCUGAUGACUGUCCUGGGCGUGAUUUUCACAAAGGGCAACUGCGCCACUGAAGAGGAAGUCUGGGAAGUGCUGAAUACGAUGGGCUUACAUGCUGGCAGGGAUCACUUCAUCUUUGGGGAGCCCAAGAAGCUCAUCACCAGAGAUAUGGUGAAGCAAAAGUACCUGGAGUACCGGCAGGUGCCCAACACCGAUCCUCCACGCUACGAAUUCCUGUGGGGUCCCAGAGCCUAUGCUGAAACCACGAAGAUGAAAGUCCUGGAGUUUGUGGCCAAGGUACAUGAUACCACUCCCAGUGCAUUCCCCUCCUGCCUCGAAGAGGCUAUAAAGGAUGAGGAAGAAAGAGCUCAAGCCAGAGUUGAAUCCAGGGCUCGCAGUAGUGCCAUGUCCGGUACACAUUCCAGGGCCACACCCAGCAGCUCCUCCUGCCCCAAGUGA
Messenger RNA from Loxodonta africana (African savanna elephant), 1243 nucleotides. Its product is annotated as melanoma-associated antigen B10. The record is from RefSeq and is a predicted model, not a curated record. Gene Ontology annotation, cellular component: nucleus. Gene Ontology annotation, biological process: negative regulation of transcription by RNA polymerase II. The coding region runs from base 200 to 1243 and encodes 347 amino acids. The transcript has a single exon. Lineage: Eukaryota; Metazoa; Chordata; Mammalia; Proboscidea; Elephantidae.